AUGUGCACUUCUAGUUACCUUUCUGGUCACCAUUUUUUUCCUAUGGAAGAAGAUUAUGUUGAUGUCAGAUUUAUAAUCAUAUCUAUCUAUCUAUCUAUCUAUCUAUCUAUCUAUCUAUCUAUCUAUCUAUCUAUCCUACUGAAACAAGCGAAAACCUUUCAUUUCCAUGAUCAUAAUGUUUUAUUCUAUCUAUCUCUCACACGCACAAACACACACACACAUUAUCUCUCUUCUUCUUUCUUUCUUUCUCUCACUCUCUCACAAACAAACACAUAUUCUUUCUCUCAAUUUUUUCUUUCUCUGUCUUGUAUGUCUGUUUUUCUGUCUCUGUCUGUCUAUAUCUAUCUAUCUAUCUAUCUAUCUAUCGAUUUAUCUAACUAUAAUUUUGUCAUUAUCUAUCUAUCUAUUCAUCUAUCUAUCUAUCUACCUCAAUCUGCUCAUAUCCGAAUGUCUACAUCUUGA
Acanthosepion pharaonis is the source of this 462-nucleotide messenger RNA. The record is from the annotation of a GenBank genome assembly. Lineage: Eukaryota; Metazoa; Mollusca; Cephalopoda; Sepiida; Sepiidae.